Messenger RNA from Triticum aestivum (bread wheat), 1317 nucleotides. Its product is annotated as cytokinin riboside 5'-monophosphate phosphoribohydrolase LOG. The coding region runs from base 136 to 942 and encodes 268 amino acids. The transcript is spliced from 7 exons. Gene Ontology annotation, molecular function: hydrolase activity, hydrolyzing N-glycosyl compounds. Gene Ontology annotation, cellular component: cytosol; nucleus. The record is from RefSeq and is a predicted model, not a curated record. Gene Ontology annotation, biological process: cytokinin biosynthetic process. Lineage: Eukaryota; Viridiplantae; Streptophyta; Magnoliopsida; Poales; Poaceae.
UCUCCCUUCCUCCCCCAUCACUCGCCGCGUAGCCUCCCCUCCCACUCCCCCCCUGCUCCCUCCCCUCCACCACAAAUCUCUCUCGCGCGCGCCGCAGCCGCCGGCACGCACGCACGCGAUCGUCUCGCCGCGACCAUGAGCAUCACGGCGGCGGCGGUGGUAGCGGAGCCGCGCGCGUUCGCCAUCGGGGCCGCGCCGGCCGUGGAGAUGGGCCCGGAGCUGGCGCCGCCGGAGCCGAGCCGCGGCCUUGGGCAGGACGGCGGCGUGGCGGUGGCGGCGGCGGAGGGGCGGGCGUCGCGGUUCCGGCGGAUCUGCGUCUACUGCGGCAGCGCCAAGGGGCGCAAGGCCAGCUACCAGGACGCCGCCCUCGACCUCGGCAAGGAGAUGGUGGAGAGGGGCAUAGACCUGGUGUACGGGGGCGGCUCCAUCGGCCUGAUGGGCCUCGUCUCCCACGCCGUCCACGCCGGCGGCCGCCAUGUCAUCGGGAUCAUCCCAAGAUCACUCAUGCCCAGAGAGGUAACUGGGGAUCCUGUGGGUGAAGUUAGAGCCGUGUCUGGCAUGCACGAGAGGAAGGCCGAGAUGGCUCGGUUUGCUGAUGCUUUUAUUGCCUUGCCAGGCGGCUACGGAACCUUGGAGGAGUUGCUUGAAGUGAUCACGUGGGCACAACUAGGAAUACAUAAGAAGCCGGUCGGUCUGCUGAACGUCGACGGAUUCUACGACCCACUGCUGUCGUUCAUCGACGUUGCCGUCAACGAAGGCUUCAUCACCCAGGAGGCGAGGCAGAUCAUCAUCUCGGCCCCGACAGCCAAGGAGCUAGUCAAGAAGCUGGAGGAGUACGUCCCCGAGUACGAGGUCGGCCUGGUCUGGGAUGACCAGAACCAGAUGCCAAGCAACAGCCUGGUCCCGGAGCCGCUGGAGACACCUGCGAUCACCUCGUCCUGAUCGAUGUGCCUCGCCUACAUCUCAGUUAGGGUUCUAACAACAGUGUCGAGAUAGCGGCGCCACAUAUAUUUAUUCUCUCCUAGAUGAUAAGUCCUAGCCGACUGAAGGGCGACGAGGGGGCACAUGAUAGCCAGUGUGCUUGUUUUGGUAGCGUCGAUCGACCGAUCUCUUGUGUCACCGCUGAUGAUUGUUUUGGGUGGCAUGAUUAUAUUAAGUUAACUAGUGAGUACUAGAUUCCAACUUGCAUGGAUUGUUGAAUGGUUCAUGGUUGGAUGGGCAUAGCAUGCAUGCAGCUAAGCCUCUGAAUUGAUCCUGCUGUGAUCCUGAACAAGGGUUGACUACAUAUAAAUAGCAGCACAUAUAGUUUAUCGACAA